Lactuca virosa is the source of this 1530-nucleotide messenger RNA. The record is from the annotation of a GenBank genome assembly. NCBI's taxonomy places the organism in Eukaryota, Viridiplantae, Streptophyta, Magnoliopsida, Asterales, Asteraceae.
AUGCAAGAUGCGGCACUCGCUUUUCUCAUAUUCUGCAUCGGAUUACAGUUAGUGGUAUGCUUUUUACACCCAGAAUCUCCUCCAGAUGAAACAUACCUUGGGUUGACAUACGAAGCCACCGAAUUCUCUCCAGAACAAGAAUACGAUUACAUCAUUGUUGGAGGGGGGACAGCAGGUUGCCCGUUAGCUGCCACUUUAUCUGAAAAGUAUUCGGUACUUCUUCUUGAGCGAGGUGGUGUAGCCAAUUUAGAUCCGAAUGUUUUAUAUGAAAAUAACUCCUUAACUACCCUACUAACUGCAAAUAAUAAAGAUUCACCCGCUCAAAACUUCAUCUCUGAAGAUGGUGUACUAAAUACAAGAGGGAGGGUAGAAGAUAGUAUUGUAACUCGUCCCGAUCAAUUAGGUAGGUGGCAAGCUUCCACGUUGAAUGCGUUACUAGAAUCAGGAGUUGAUCCUGCAAACGGGUUCACCCUCGACCACCUUCAAGGCACCAAGAUUAGUGGUUCGACAUUUGAUGAUUCUGGGAGACGACAUGGAGCAGUUGAGCUACUCAAUAAAGCAAACCCUGAAAACUUAAAAGUGGUAGUCCAUGCAACAGUUGAUCGGAUCAUCUUCUCCACCUCUAACUCAUUAGCGGCUACUGGAGUGACAUACCAUGAUUCAAAGGGGACGAAUCAUGAAGUCCAUGUAAGAAAAAACGGAGAAGUGAUUUUGAGUGCUGGGGCUCUAGGAAGUCCACAACUUUUGCUAGUGAGUGGUCUCGGACCAGUUUCAUAUCUUUCGUCUUUGAAUAUUCCAGUUGUUAGCGAUCAUCCGUUUGUGGGGCAGUUCAUGGCUGAUAAUCCACGCACAGGAGUUAAUCUUUUGGUCCCAGUCAUAUUACCUGAUGUAGGAGUAAGGGUGGUUGGGAUAGCAAAAAGUGGCCCAUACAUCGAGUCUUCUGUAGUCCCUCGACUUACACCUUCGAUAAACUUUAUACCAUUCUUGGGUUCACUUCCGCCUUUAAUUAACUUAAGUAUAGUAAUUAUUGGUGGAAAGGUUACAAGACCGUUGUCAACUGGUUCACUACAUCUAAUAUCACCAUAUGAUGUGCACGUUAGCCCAAGUGUUCGUUUUAAUUACUACUCUCACGCCGAAGAUAUAUUACAAUGUGGUAACGCUGUUGAAGUACUUCGAAAGUUUUUGGAAACUCGGUCAAUGGAAGAAUACAAGUUUAGUGACAUCUUUGGUGGAAAGGAUUUCAAAUAUCUUGGGCCAUCAUUACCUGAAGAUCCAUCCGAUAUGGAUUCCAUUGCGACUUUCUGUCGUGAAUCAUUGUCAACAUUUUGGCAUAUCCAUGGUGGAUGCUUGGUUAACAAGGUGGUUGAUAGUCAUUUGAAAGUCAUCGGAGUUGAUUCUUUACGAGUGGUUGAUGCUUCAACGUUCUUCAACUCACCGGGAACAAAUCCUCAGGCUACACUUAUGAUGUUAGGUCGAUACAUUGGUGUGAAUAUACUUAACGAGAGAGCAGCAAAUGACAUACAUUCUUGA